UUCAGCACUCAAAGGAGAACUCCAAGCCACAGUGUUUCACCUUGUCAUUGCGGAAAAAACCUACCUUUGACCUGCCAAAUUACAGCAGCCAUGUUCCUCUGCUGCCGCCGCCACCUCACCUUCUCACCGCCCACCGCCGUCCCCUCUCCCAGUGGACACCGCCCUCUCAAGCCAAGAACGCCCAGAGCCCCAAUCCUAGCAUCCAAGAACCCCCCACCACGGCCAUGGCCACUGCCAAGGCGGCAAUGGCGGUGGCGGUGCAGCAACACCGAUGCCGUCCAACCGCCACCCCUCGUCGAGGCCAGUGUCUCCGGCGGCGGCGAGAAGAAGAGCUUCUGGGCGGCGGUGAGCCUCAUCAUCGGCACGGCGGUCGGGCCGGGCAUGCUGGCGCUGCCGUCGGCCACCAUCCGCUCCGGCCCGGUCCCCUCCACCGUGGCCAUCCUGCUCUCCUGGGCCUACGUCGUGUCCUCCAUCGUCCUCGUCGCCGAGCUCAGCUUCGCGGCCAUGGAGAGCGGGGGCGUGAACGAGGUCAGCUUCACAGGACUUGCGUCGAGCACCUUGGGGGCAACCUUCGGCGGCGGCGUCGCCGUCGUCUACGCUGCGCUGAGCUUCUCCCUGAUGGUCGCCUGCGUAGCCGGCAUCGGCUCACUGGUCUCUCAGCUCUUCCCCGCGGUGAAUCCGGUCUUGGCCAACGCGCUCUUCCCGUGCUUCGCCGGGGUGCUCAUCGCGUUCUUCCCGUUCAAGGCUGUCGAUGGCGUCAACCGCGUGCUCUGCGGCCUGAUGCUCGUCUCGAUCACGUCGCUUGUGGUGACAGGCGUCUCCGUCGGCCGGAGCAGCAUGCUGAAUUCGCUUGGCCACGCGUGCUGGAGCCCUGGUGCCAUCUUGCCGGCCAUUCCGGUCACCGUGCUCACGCUUGGGUUCCACGUGAUCACGCCAUUCAUCUGCAAGAUUGUAGGUGACUCGGUGUAUGAUGCACGCAGGGCUAUUCUCAUUGGGGGUGCUGUACCAUUGGUCAUGGUUUUGUCAUGGAAUGCGGUCAUUCUGGGAUUGGCAGGCGCGACCGGCAGUGCAAGGUUUGAUGACCCUAUUAAGCUUCUUCUCUCGGUGAAUCCAGCAGCAUUGGCUCCCGUUCGAGGCUUCGCGUUUGCUGCAUUGGCGACGAGCUUGAUAGGAUAUGCAGUCAGCUUUCCGAAGCAGUUGGAAGACACUUUGCAGUUGAUUGUUAAGAGUUUUUCAAUGAAGCAAGGAAGUGUGGAGUUGUCCAAUGCUGGUGGUGAUCAUGGCAGGAACGAGGAGGUGGUUCUUACGUUGGCGGUACUGAUAAUUCCCAUAUUUAUUGUAUCAUUCUUUUCAACAGCGUUUGCCAAGGCAUUAGAUUUUGCUGGGGUUUAUGCAAACUGCUUCUUAUUUGGGAUCCUGCCUCCUGCAAUGGCCUGGAUUCAUCGGUCAAGGAAAAAGAGGUCACCUGGUUCAUGUGAAGACAUUUUGCCUGGUGGGAAUGCUGCUCUCUUGGUACUUUUCAUCAUUGCGGUCAUCCUAGCAUUCCGGCAUUAAAAGGACGACUUGCACUGGGCACAGGUAGCUUGUGAAAAUCAUAGGUUCUGACUUGUGAAGGUGAACGGAAUCUGAGCAGUGGAGCUGUGGAGGGAGGCAUUCGUAAACUGCAGUUAUCAUAUAUACCACUAACCAUAUCACAAUACUACACACAUAUAGGAAUAAACAGUAAGACAGAACGGCAACACGUCAAACUGACGGGGGACCUAAACUAUAGAACAUCACCUUCAUAACCACACCGGAGAAGAUCAAGACCCAAGCUAUGGCGCUUGUGAUUUCUAGCUGCCAUGGAUGGAGGGAGAAAUAGUAGCCUGAUCAUCCCCUACCGCAAAAGGCAAGGGUGCCCAAAUGAAGAGAUGACAAUAGAAGCUCAAACGAAGAGAUGAUCAAUUGCCUUUAUUUUUUGGUAGUAUAAGCUGAGAUGUCGUGUGCUACAACCACAUAAGGAUGUUUGCGCGCU
This is a messenger RNA of Triticum aestivum (bread wheat), 2014 nucleotides long. Its product is annotated as tyrosine-specific transport protein 2. Bases 91 to 1554 code for a protein of 487 amino acids. The record is from RefSeq and is a predicted model, not a curated record. The transcript has 3 exons. Gene Ontology annotation, biological process: amino acid transmembrane transport. Lineage: Eukaryota; Viridiplantae; Streptophyta; Magnoliopsida; Poales; Poaceae.